Molecule: messenger RNA, 1699 nt
Organism: Cercospora beticola
Lineage: Eukaryota; Fungi; Ascomycota; Dothideomycetes; Mycosphaerellales; Mycosphaerellaceae
Gene: LPL1
Product: putative hydrolase
Cellular component (GO): lipid droplet
Molecular function (GO): phosphatidylcholine lysophospholipase A1 activity
Source: RefSeq, a predicted model, not a curated record
GGCUGCCCAAAGUAAGUGCGAAGGGGCGCGUUCUUAGUCCUGCUCUCCUGCCGCGUUCUCCGCCUCCACCAUGCAUUCGACGACACAAGCCGAUCACCUCGCUGUACUCGUCCACGGACUGUGGGGAAAACCCGUUCAUCUGGACUUUGUUCGCGACACGCUCCGGGAUCAGUGUUCAGAAGACCGCCUACAUAUCUUGGUUGUCAAGAGCAUAACCGACAACAAGACGUACGAUGGCAUCGAAGUGGGCGGCGAACGCGUCGCGAACGAGAUCGAGGAGAAGAUUGCGGAGCUAGAAGCAGACGGCACGAGGAUACGCAAGAUCAGUAUCACUGGAUAUAGUCUAGGCGGCCUGAUCUCUCGAUAUGUGAUCGGCGUAUUGUACGGCAAUGGUCUCUUCGACCGGAUACAACCUGUCAAUUUCAGCACGUUUGCGACACCACAUCUCGGCGUGCGAACCCCAAAGCGAGGAGCCCGAUCAUACCUGUUCAACGUACUAGGCGCCAAGACAUUAAGUACAAGCGGACAGCAAAUGUUCCUUGUCGACAGCUUUCGAGAUACGAAACGACCUUUGCUAUCCGUCAUGGCGGACCCCAACUCCGUGUUUAUGAAAGGGCUGGGCAAGUUCAAGAACAAGUGGAUCUAUGCAAAUACGAUCAACGACCGAAGUGUACCAUUCUACACUUCCAAUAUCUCUCGAACCGAUCCAUUCGUCGACUUAAAUACAAUCGAAUUACAUUAUGCCGACGACCAACCGCCUCCAGGCGAAGUGAUCCUCGAUUCAUCCCACCCUGUUUCGACACGCAGAAGUCCAUGGGAGGACAUGUCUACCUUUGAACGAAUACGCACCGCGCCUCGACAAACACUCAAAGCUCUGCCAUUCUAUUUGGUGUUCUUCACAUUACUCCCCAUCGCCUUGCCGGCUUUCCUCCUCAAUGCCGGCUACCAAACCUACCAAUCUGCGCAACGAAUCCGACUCCACGAAUCAGGGAAAGUCUUCAAACUCGACAAAUAUCGUGUGAAACUCCUUGAGGAGGCUGAAGCAGCCGCUGACCACGCCUACGAACGUAUCGCAAAUACAUCUCAAGAAGAGUACCUCCCGACGCCGCCUCCGGAACCUGUCAGCGACAAGACUUCUUCCAGCACUGAACAGGAAGACGACGAUGUCAAACUCAGCAAAAGAGAGAGCAGAAGGGAGAAAAGCCACGACUUCCCGAUCUUAGCUUUGACACAGGACCAAUUCGAUAUGAUUGCGAAUCUGGAUAAAUUAGGAUUCGACAAGUUCCCCGUGCACAUCCAGAAAGUCAGACAUACGCAUGCGGCGAUUGUUGUCAGGACGCAAAAGCCACUUUCUGGGAAAGACAGCUUUUAUGAGGGGAAGAUUGUAGUGAAGCACUGGGCAGAAAGGUUUGAGGUAUGAGAGCAUCUGGAGUUGCGUCAGUAUCAUGGGAAAUGAGCACGUCGGAAUGAGCAGGCCAGAGUUGCGGAAUGAAUAGUAGACUUCAAGUCACAGGGGACAACAGGACUGAACGGGGGACUCGCAUCGCCUCCACUCACAUUGGGAGCAGGAACAGGGCACAUGCACAGACUCGAGUCGUAACAGUGCGAAGGGACCUCCCUGCCGUUUAUCUUAAGGAGAACGCCAACAGAGGGCACGAAGUUAGAGAUAGAAGAGGAAGAGAUUAGACCAAAUGCGAGC